AUGGAUGAGCUUCGUAAACAAGUUCUUUCUCACACUGCUGGUGAAGAGCGGGUUGAGGUUAAUCAAAGGCACUUAAUUGAUAAGAUCUUGGCGAGGUAUUCAGCAGAAUUUGUGGUAUUUCGAGAGCUAAUGCAAAAUGCAGACGAUGCAAAGUCUUCUAGUGUAGAAAUUAUAUAUGAAACUCAGAACAAAAGUGCAGAUAAAUCUAAUAUAUUAAAAGACAAAUGUGUAAGAAUAUUAUUUAAAAAUAAUGGCUUUGUGUUUCGUCCUGAAGAUUGGAGUCGAUUAAAGAAAAUUGCUGAAGGGAAUCCUGAUGAACAAAAGAUCGGUGCUUUUGGAGUUGGUGUAUCUUCAGGAGGUCAAGGCAUGGCAUUUUAUUGGAAAGGGGAUCAACUAUUCGCCAAACGAGCUGCCAUUAGUCAAGAUGAUCAGACGUGGACAACUUUUCUUAUGGAUAUGAGAGAUCAUGCGGAGUUUCCUAACGCUGAAGAUUUUGGUCGAUUUUUGGCUACAUCAUUGGGUUUCACGGGUAAUCUUCGCGAAGUAUCUGUAUAUUUCAAUGAUAAGAGGAUUAUACGUAUCGCUAAAAAAAUGUCUGACCCGAGGACUAUGACUAUAUUCUCUGGCUUAAAUACGACAUCGCCAGAAAGAAUGUUUAAUUUAAAAUCUGUUGACGUACGGAACGUGCAAUUGGAUGUCGAAAGGAUAAUCAUUCCUUCAAAAUUUUCCCUGACUAGAUCGUCACUGAGUGACUAUUCAACAGAAGAAACAUCCAUAUUUCUUCGAGUAGCUAGUGGCCAUUUAGAUGUACGAGUAUCUAGAGCAUUCUCGGCAGAUAUGGAACGUACAACAAAAAAGAAACCACCAAGUCAAACUAUUAUUCAGAUGAUAUUUACUGGAUAUGACGAGCAGUAUUUUUCUGAAGAUAAAAACAAAAAAAUAUCUGGAAUAUUUAAAAAUUUGUUGCCAUUUCCUGAACAAGGUAGAAUUUUUAUUGGGUUUCCUACACAUCAGACGACUGGGUGUAGUUCUCACUUGGCGGCUCGCUUAAUUCCAACAGUUGAGCGUGAGUCUAUUGACUUAAUCGAUAAAACUCUUGCUGUUUAUAACAACGAAAUGUUAUGUCUUGCUGGAAUUCUGUCAAGAAUUUUGUACGAAGACGAAAUGAGUCAAGUAUCUAAAGUUUAUAGAGAAAUUGUUGGCUCGAACGUAAAAACAGAUGAAGCUACAAAUUCAGCGCGUGAGUGGCUUGAAAAACGAGCUGCACAUGCACUUUCACACUUUACAUUUAAACCUAGCACUCCUAAUCCGCAUGUUGGCCAAAUUAUUGAAUUUCAAUUUUUAAAUUGUGCUUCUCAGCCCUUGUCUAUUAUAUCAACUACUGGAGUUCAACCAAUUAACUUAGUACGAAUGCCUAACUCCGAAAUGGCAGCUUUCAUUAAAACUAUUCCUACAGUUCCCAAAAUUGUCAUGGAACAAUGUGAUAUUUUUAUCAAAAAAGCAAAAAAUAAGAUGAAUAUAAUUAAAGACAUUUCACUAAGCGAUGUCUUUAAUGAAUUACAAAGUCGUACCCUUUCACAAGAGGACACUGUGGCAUUAAUGAAGUGGUGGAUAAAUUAUCGAUCCAAAGAAAAUCAUCAAGUUUCUGAAUCGGAUGUUCAGCAAUUAUUAAAACUUGCUGUAGUUUGUAUUAACGACAAUGUGAUACCAUUGAAUAAAAUUCAGUACUGGUUAAAUCCUUCUGUAGUUCCACCAGAUUAUGAGGUCCCAUCUAAUGUAUUGCCUUAUUCAAUAAGCAAAUCAUUUCAAAAAAAUGAUAUCGAGAAAUGGUUUGGUGGGUGGAAAGAACUUUCACUUGUUACCUGGACACAAUACAUCACAACUAAACCCCAAUUGGAAAAUGAUCCUGACUUCGCGGAAAAGGUUCUGGGAAUAAUUGCAAGAAGUUUUCAGAAAUGCUCAUCAAACGACCAAAAUACUAUCAAACAGUUGCUUGUUGAAAAAAAAUGUAUUCCUACAAAACACGGAUUAAAAAUACCAGACGAUGCAUAUUUCCCAAAUGUGGACCUUUUCCCGGAUCUGCCAAUUAUUAACUUCCAGAAUGUUAAAAUCGUUGAAAAACUAUUACAAAAAUUGGGAGUUCGGAAACAUGUAGAAUUGCAACUCAUUUUCGAUCGUCUAGUUAGUCAAGGAAAUUGGGACCAUAUGCAACUUGUCAAAUAUCUUGCUUCAGUAUCUAAUAACCUCAAAGAAAUUGAGUUGAAAAGGCUGAAAGUUACUGCGAUUUGGCCAGAAGAACAAAACACGAAACCUGAACUUUCACUGGCAAAGACUGAUGGCGAUGAGAUUAAGGCUAAGCCGAGAGUUCAUAGGUUUUUAGCAAGUGAUUUAUAUGCACCAUCGGCGGAAAUGAGAGAAUUCGGGUUGCCUCUAAUCGAAUGGAAUGGUAAAUGGCGAAAAAAUUCCGAAGAAGCAAAAUUUCUUUUUUCAUUGGGUCUGCGAGAAUGUCCACCUCUUAAUAUUAUUCUCCAACUUGCUGAUGUCUCUAAUUCAGAUGCAGCAUUAAGAAGCAAAGCUUUAAAAUAUUUUAUGGAUAAUUUUAAAGAUAAAUACUCUUCUGUGUAUAAAGCUGAGGAAAUAAAAGUGUCAUUUUUGCCAUGUACCGACCCCAAGAUAUAUUCGACACCAAUGGGUUGUUUCUCCAGUCAAGAAUGUACAAUAAUGAAUUUUAACUCAAUGCACCCAGAUUUACGCUUUCGUGCUGAUGAAUUAGGUAUUCGGCAGCAUCCGAGCCGUGAGCAACUAUUGAAUAGAUUGAUUCAAAAUCCACCUGAAAACGAGCAAAGGGCUAAAGAGAUAUUUGGUUAUUUGGCAUCUCGUUUGGGCGAUUUUAAUCAAACAGAUUGGUCCAGGCUUAGAGAUCUUAAUUUUAUUCCGAUCAGAGACAAGACUCAAACUAGCUUGAUAAAAUAUGUCACGCCGAGAAGUUGUUUUUUCAAAGUUCAUGAUGAAGCCUAUGCUGAAUUCUUUUCAUAUGUAGAUUUUGGAGAAAAAGCAAAUAAAUUUUUGCUUAGCUGCGGUGUUAAGACUGAACCAUCUCCGACAGAAUUUGCAGAAUUCUUAGUAAAAUCUUCACACGAAUUUUGGAAUUCUGUUGGCGAUAAUGUGGAGAAAUAUCUUACCGUCCUUCGUAAUCUUGCGGUCAAUUUAAAUUCUAUUUCUAGAAAUAGGUCGUUAUUAGCCGAUAUGAGUCGUGCCCCUAUACUCAUUGGCAUAAAAAGGAAUGAAAUAGAGGCAGACAAAGAAAAGUUUGAUAAAGACCAGGAUAUUGAUCAUUAUAUUUUGGCUCCUGCAAAAGAUAUUUUCAUAAAUGAUGACACAAAUUUUCAGCAUGUUUUCAACCCUCUGACUGCACCUAUGGAAGAGAUUUUGGAAAAUUUUUAUAAGAUGUUAGGAAGUCGUUCGUUGUUUGCAAGUGUUAAGGCGAGCGUACAAGUAAAAGGUAAUCCGAUAUCUUCUACAGGUUCCGCGAGACUGCAAAAAACAAUCAGAGAAAGAGCACAAUUAUUCUACCAUGACAUUCAUCGAUCUGAUGUUAAGCAGUCAGUUGAUUGGGUUCAAAAGUUAAAAGUAAUGGAGACCAGUCAGAUUGAGGCUACCUAUGAGCUUAUAACUAAUAAUCAAAUAAAAGUUGAACCAAUAUAUUCGUGUAUUCAUAAAGAUACACGAGUUAAUAAUUCAUGGACCUUAUAUGUCACUCCUGGAGAACCGGACUAUCUCGAUAUUGCAUCGAACCUUGGAAGACAUAUUUUCAAGAAGUGCAAAUGGAAAGAUAUCUCUCAUUUAGCGAUGUUGUUGACCACGCCAUUAGAUAGUUUAAAGCGUAAAGGAUAUCCAGUUGACCGUAUCAUGUUAAGUUAUAAAAAACCGAUACGUGUUGCCGAGAAAUACGAGACUCCAAAAGCUCCUAUAAUUCCUGAAGUCCAACCGCAGGCUAUGUCUAAUUCGAGUCAUAAUGUUUCUCCUGUAAAACUUACACCAGAGAUCGAAGAAUAUGCAGUUCAGUUGCAGGAAAUGUUUCCAAAAUGUGAUCCAAAUUAUAUUCGUCAAUGUUUAGCUCAAGAAAAAACCGACCAUUUACAGAAAGUUGCUAACAAAUUGGCGGAAGCGAAUUAUCCAGAAAUUGAACCUACACCCAAACCUAACGGAAUUUCCAACCACGAGGAUGAUAUGCUGGGGACAAAAAAAUCCGGCUGGGGCGGGAGUAUCUUUAAGUCUUUGUCUUCUUUGUCUGAUCUUCUUCCAACAAGUUCUACAUCGACUAGUGGUGAAUCACCGAAACCAACAUCUGCUCAGAAGCAACCACAAAAAACACAGUCUACACAAUCUACUAAAGUUACGCCACAAUCUACCCAGAAUCUUCGUAAUGCACUAAAAGACGCUAUUAAGUCUUGUCGUCCUAAUUCUGGAGCUUCAGUGAAUAAUCAAGGGGGAGUUAAUGUUGUUACUGAGAGUCAAACAAGUUACUGUGACGUGUUAUCAGGGCAUUCGCUCGACUUUGUGGGCACCAAUGAUGGAAUUGAACUUUACAUCGAAAAAAAUUUGGACCAUUCAGAAAUAUUUAAAACACCAGCAUUAACACGAUUUAUCAAUAUCCUCAAGGAUCUUGGUGAAGUCUUUGCAAUUCUCCCAAAUGCAAUUCAUAUAUUUUAUGAUAUUACAUCGAAUUCAAUUGCUUUCAAUCGCGGGAAGGCUUUAUUCUUCAACUUUCGAUUCUAUCUUGGAUUACAUGACGAGAUCGAAUCUAGUAGGCCAUCUGUUGACACUAUAUUUUAUUGGUUUAUGACAUUUUGUCACGAAUUGGCACACAAUUUCGUUGGACCACAUAACUCAGAACACGAAUAUUACUUAUCUUCAUUUGCAGAAAUUUAUAUGCCAAGUCUGUGUGUAAGGAUGAAAAAACGUGGUUUAAUAUAG
Molecule: messenger RNA, 4977 nt
Organism: Cetraspora pellucida
Lineage: Eukaryota; Fungi; Glomeromycota; Glomeromycetes; Diversisporales; Gigasporaceae
Source: the annotation of a GenBank genome assembly